AACCGUUAUCUUUACCGUGCCCCCCCGCUCCCCAUAAUCCCAAAUCGCGCAAGGAGGAACUCAAAUCCAGAGCCCUCUCCUCCCCAAACCCUCCCCUCCCCUAGCGGAUCCACACUCGCGGCGGCGGCGAGAGCGGGAAGCGAAAACUCGAAGCAGCCCCCGAGCGGCGAGGAGCAUGGCCAGCGAAGGCGAGCACGCGGCGGCGGGCGAGCAGACGCCGCUCAAGAAGGCGGGCGAGGCGGAGCAGGGCGAGGAGCUCCAGGCCCCCUCCGGCUGGACCAAGAAGCUUAAUCCCACUCGGGGUGGGAAGUUUGAGGUUGUUUUUGUUGCACCAACUGGCGAGGAGGUCAAGACCAAGAGAGCUUUAACCACAUACCUAAAAGCACACCCUGGAGGCCCUGCUCUUUCAGAGUUCGUCUGGGCAACUGGCAAUACUCCCAGACGGUCCUCACGUCUAAGUGCAAAGCCUAAGGCUACUGAGAGCCCAGAAGACGAGAAACCCUCACGCCGAAGUGGAAAGUCUAAGGCUACCGAGAGCCCAGAAGAUGAGAAGCCUGCCAAACGGGGAAGGCCCUCAAGCUCUAAGAAAGGCAAAAAGGGGAAACAGGAGGAUGCAGAGGACGCAGAAGCUGAAAGUGGAGAUCAUGCUGAUGCUGAAGAAGCCAAAGGCACUGAAGUGGAGAUGAAAGAUGCUGAAGAAGCCAAAGUCACUGACCUGGACCUGGAGAUGAAAGAAGCUGACAGUGCUCAGGAAGAGAAGAAAGAGGAAGAGGCUGGAAGUUCGGUUGGAGAGAAGAAAGAGACCGACACUGUUGCUCAGGAAGAGAAGAAAGCGGCUGACACUGUUGCUCAGGAAGAGAAGAAAGCGGCUGACACUGUUGCUCAAGAAGAGAAGAAAGCGGCUGACACUGUUGCUCAGGAAGAGAAGAAAGCGGCUGACACUGUUGCUCAGGAAGAGAAGAAAGCGGCUGACACUGUUGCUCAAGAAGAGAAGAUAGAUGCCCCUGUCGCUGAUGCUCCAGAGAAGACUGAAGAAGUGGAAGGUAAGGCAACUGAAUCUGAAGUAGCUCCCGUGGAGGCUGAGAUGUCUGACCCUGUAACAGAGAACAAGGAAAACGAGAAGCCAGCUGAAUUUGAAGAAGUUCCCGUGGAGUUUGAGAUGUCUGACCUUGUAUCAGAGAACAAGGAAAACGAGAAGCCAGCUGAAUCUGAAGAAGUCCCCGUGGAGUUUGAGAUGUCUGCCCCUGUAUUAGAAGAGCACAAGGAAGAUGAGAAGGCAGCUGAAUAUGAAGUAGCUCCCGUGGAGGGUGAGAAAAGUGAAAACGGUAUGGCAGUCGAAUCCACAGUGCCACCUCCAGCAUCUUCAGAGGAAAAGAAAGUAGAGGCAGAUAGCACCAUCAAUCCGGCGACCCCUCCUCCAGUGGAGGUGAAGGCAGAUGCUCCAGCGGCAGAGGCAGCAAAAGCCACGGAGAAUCCAGCAGACAACACCGUCCCCGAAGAACAAUCCGCCGUGAACGUCGACAACAAUGGACAGAUUCAUCCAGGUGUUUCUCCCGUGAGGUGCAUCUGAAGGUAGGUUCCGUGGACGACAGGCGAGGCGAGGCGAAACGGGGAACAAACCUGGUCUCUGUUUGCUUUGAGAACUGUAAGCGUGUUUAACCUGACAGCGCCUGUAAUUGUAGGCCCUUUCCGCAUACUUCACAGCUUGUUGUCUUAUGAGGUGCUGCAGGGCAGCAGGCUGGCUUGUGCCGCCUCGGUCAUUAUUAUCAUUUGUAACUUGUUAGAGUGCACAUUAAUCUCAGGAGGACAUAGACAUAAUACUUAUGCUGCUGUUGUUGUAACCUGACGACCUUUAUGCCUUUGCCUUGUGUUGUUAUUCAUAAAUAAGCCAUGGAGGCUUGAACA
Messenger RNA from Aegilops tauschii subsp. strangulata, 1905 nucleotides. RefSeq lists its product as uncharacterized. Lineage: Eukaryota; Viridiplantae; Streptophyta; Magnoliopsida; Poales; Poaceae. Gene Ontology annotation, molecular function: DNA binding. The record is from RefSeq and is a predicted model, not a curated record.